Messenger RNA from Seminavis robusta, 870 nucleotides. Lineage: Eukaryota; Bacillariophyta; Bacillariophyceae; Naviculales; Naviculaceae. The record is from the annotation of a GenBank genome assembly.
AUGGAAAAGAUUGGUGAGGGGACUUACGGUGUCGUGUACAAAGCCAAGGACCGUGUCACGGGAGAAAUCAUCGCCUUGAAAAAAAUCCGCCUGGAAGCCGAGGACGAAGGGAUCCCCUCCACUGCCAUUCGUGAAAUUUCCCUUCUCAAAGAGCUCCAGCAUCCCAACAUUGUACGGCUAUACGAUGUCGUUCACACAGAGCGAAAGUUGACUCUGGUCUUCGAGUUUCUAGAUCAGGAUUUGAAAAAAUACCUCGAUGUCUGCGAUUCCGGUCUGGAUCUACCCAUUCUCAAGUCCUUCCUCUACCAAUUGUUGACUGGAGUCGCCUACUGUCACCAUCACCGUGUACUGCAUCGAGAUCUCAAGCCACCCAAUCUGCUCAUCAACCGAGAAGGACAGCUCAAACUAGCCGAUUUUGGCCUAGCCAGAGCAUUUGGUAUUCCUGUUAGGUCUUACACCCAUGAGGUCGUCACUCUGUGGUACAGGGCACCGGACGUGCUCAUGGGAAGCCGAAAAUACUCGACACCUGUUGAUAUCUGGUCGGUUGGGUGUAUCUUUGCGGAAAUGGCCAAUGGAAGGCCACUGGUCGCUGGUACCUCAGAAGCAGACCAGCUGGAUAAAAUAUUCCGAUUGCUGGGGACACCCACACUGCAGGGCUAUCCUGGGAUUGUCGACCUGCCAGAAUACUCUCCCGAUCUUCCACCUUAUCCAGCACCCAUGGGAGGGCUUGCUUCUCUUGUUUCUGGGUUGGACGCUGAAGGGAUCGAUUUGCUGGGGAAAAUGCUGCAGUAUGAUCCAGCACGGCGCAUCACUGCGCAAGCGGCACUGGAACAUCCUUUCUUCUUUGACAUGACGGGACGCGGAAGGUAG